This is a messenger RNA of Trichoderma asperellum CBS 433.97, 782 nucleotides long. NCBI's taxonomy places the organism in Eukaryota, Fungi, Ascomycota, Sordariomycetes, Hypocreales, Hypocreaceae. The record is from RefSeq and is a predicted model, not a curated record.
UGGAUGUCCAUUCACUAUCUGUGCAACUCUCUGCACAGACGACCUCCCCCACGCAUCGUGUACUUGACAUGAGCUCAAGCUUCAGCACUAGACUAGGUUCUGGCUACACUGCAUCCUAAGACUCUCAGCUCACCACCAAAGCCCCCAAUUCAGCUGGGAGAAAGGGCUUCUGGGCUCAUUGCUUAGUGUUAACGUGGUGGAAUUACUGCAUUGCCUCACAGACGAUCCCUCCACUAAUCACAUGCUCGUCUACGCAUCCCGCACAAGCCCGGUUUCAGAUACCAUCAUGCAACACACCUCGAGUAUGGAUGUGCUGGCGAGAUGUCAUGCAUGCUUGCUCGCCCUGCUUUCCACUCUGCAAUCGCUUAUCCUUUUCGGAAGCGUCAUGUGGUCUAUAGCCAUAUUUCUCUUCUUCGUCUUCCUUUUCAACUCGCCCGUAGGCAUAUAUUGUUAUGUUCCUCUCUUUUUCAAAAACUCGCCAAGGUACAAACACCCUCGGCAUCAUCAUAUUUGCUAUGUACAAAACCGGCAAUUACCUCGUAUCAACCGUACCGUAUAUAGCCGCUACUACUAUAUUUUUCUUCAUCCCCAACAAUGGUAUUAUCCAGCUUAACAAAGUAUUAGAAGCUGCCAACCAAUUUAUUCAGUCUCCUUCACCGAAACUCGCUCACCACCCCCCUUCAGAGCAUGUCAUGCAUGUGAAGCCUCACUUUUUUUUCUCCGACUAGUUGCCCAAGUGAGAUACCCAUUCCGUCUGAGCCGCAUUAGUCAAAGAUCCUACC